Molecule: messenger RNA, 1346 nt
Organism: Gastrolobium bilobum
Lineage: Eukaryota; Viridiplantae; Streptophyta; Magnoliopsida; Fabales; Fabaceae
Exons: 1
Coding region: 100-1047 (315 amino acids)
Source: RefSeq, a predicted model, not a curated record
GAAACAAGAGAUAAGACUAGUCUAUGGAUUUUCAUUUAGUGCUAACCUUCACCUUAUAAGGGUCAGUAACCUCAGUAUUGUUCUUGGAAGUGAAGAGACAUGGAGAAUGAAAGCAAUAAAGUUAAGCAAAAGCAGAAGCUAGAGGUAUCUGAUAUCCUCAGGGAAGCUGUUAUAAUCUAUUUCAGAAACCUCAACUUCAUCAUCUUCACCUUUUUCACUUCUCUUCCUCUCUUUUGUGUCAUGGUUUACUUUGAAACUUACCUCCAAGAAACCCUUCUUGAAACCUCUAAUAUUGUUAACCCACCACGUGCUCACUUUCAUUAUUAUUAUUAUGACUCCAUUUUUGACAGAUUCAAUAUGGAUUAUUUCCUCAAGUUGAUUCAACUUGGAUUCAUUUACAUGGUGCCUCUCUAUGUCUUAGAGGUUGGCUCUGCAGUUGUUACUAUAAAUUUGGCUUCAAAGCUACGUUCAGAAGAGAAAAAAAUGACUCUCAAGGACAUGUUUCAAAAAUCCCUUGACCCAUCAAACUUGAGAGGCUCAUUUCUCACUUCCAUCUAUGUUCUCUUGUUAACAACUAGUCACCAGCUUGGAUUACUGUGGAUAGUUUUAAAUUACCAUGUUUUCUUGAAGGACUUGAGUUGCUAUGUGAUAUUUGCAGUGAUUUGCAGCAUGGCAUUUUCAAAUAUCUUGAGGAUGUAUUUGGAAUGGAGUGCCGUGUGGAAUAUGAGUCUUGUGAUCUCAAUAUUGGAGGGGAUAUAUGGUAUUGAUGCAUUAGCACUUUCAGUUUAUUUCAGCAGAGGCUGUCGCAGAAGGGGGCUCUUUUUUAUGCUGAUUUUCUUUGCUUGGGGACAUCUUUUAAGGCUUUUGUGCCUCCAUAUUGGAGGCUAUGAACAAGGAAGUGAAAUUUUGAUACAAGUUGGCUUGUUCUGCAUGGUGAAUCCGCUGAAAUGGGUGGUCUGCAUGAUCUAUUUCCAUGAUUGCAAGGAGAGAAACUUGCAAAAGAAGACUGAUGAGGAAUUAGGCAAAGAUGUCAAGAGUGGUUCGUGAUUGAGAACUGGUUGCUGAGCACAAAAAUAAGAGAGUAAACUCGAGUUCAGAACUAGUGUUAAAGUGGCUAGUUGGUUAAGCAGCCUCUUUAAGAUGAUUAAACAAUAAAUGUUAUCAUGUACUGUAUUGUAAGUGUGUGAUUCUGAUAAGCUUAAUAGUUAACAAAAAUUUUGUUUCAUUGUGAUUAAUCAGUUUCGAUGCAAGAUGUCAAGCAGCUUAAGCAGCUUUUAUCAGCGCUUCCCGGGUGAAUGAAUGUAUAGAUUAUCCAAGUAAUAUGAACAAAAAGAUAUAAAUAAGAA